UUAGCCCAUUUCAGUGUAAUGAUAUGUCAAUGGCAAUAAAUAUCUUGACUCUUGACUUUUGACUCGAAGGGGCCAACUAGCGCAUGCGCACUACGCCUACGUCCCUCUGCGCAUUCUGACGUCAUGGCAACACAGAAGCGGUACAAGAUUUAGCUGUACUACAGCUUGCAGAUAGACUAGUGCUACCGGCUUUUCAGUCAGAGAGCUCGACCUCUGCGGGAUAUUAACGGAAAUUGUUAAUACUGAAAUAUUAUCUCAUGUCGGAUCUUCAACAACAAACAGAUGAUGUACCAGGAAAUUGUGAGAGCAGACUUUCGCUGGAGGAUGCUGGAGAUGACAGCGUCACAGAUGAGAAUGUAACAGAAUAUUGUCCAGAACAUUCGCCUCUACUUGCUUCUGGUAACAAAGAUCGGAAUGACGACUUGGGGUGUUGCUGGUGGAAAAUCAUAAGGAACUGUUUGUGUCCAUGGACCGUACCUCGUAAAAACUCACAGCCCACUGAGACCUCCAGCGUUUCAGAGGUAAAAGAUGAAAGCGGCGAUGACAAUCUGAGUGUCAACUCGUGCGUCCCUUGUAUGUAUUCGUAUGGGAUACCUGAGCCACCAGUGUACAUCCCUCCGGCACAACCCGAGGUGCCAAAUCCAGAGAUACCUCCCCAAAUGCCGCCCCAGGGGUGAUGACAAGGCUUGGCAAUACUUGUGACUCGUCAAGAUCGCUUCAUGUAUGUAGUUCCUCUAACAAAGGAGUACAUAAUUCACACAUAACGUAUUUUUGUACAAUAUUUUCUGUUGUUUCUCAAAUAAAGUCUGUUGUAAUGGAA
Messenger RNA from Homalodisca vitripennis (glassy-winged sharpshooter), 820 nucleotides. RefSeq lists its product as uncharacterized. The transcript has 3 exons. The record is from RefSeq and is a predicted model, not a curated record. The coding region runs from base 258 to 677 and encodes 139 amino acids. Lineage: Eukaryota; Metazoa; Arthropoda; Insecta; Hemiptera; Cicadellidae.